Molecule: messenger RNA, 1922 nt
Organism: Prunus persica (peach)
Lineage: Eukaryota; Viridiplantae; Streptophyta; Magnoliopsida; Rosales; Rosaceae
Product: methyltransferase-like protein 16 homolog
Exons: 8
Coding region: 163-1863 (566 amino acids)
Biological process (GO): rRNA base methylation
Cellular component (GO): nucleus
Molecular function (GO): 23S rRNA (adenine(1618)-N(6))-methyltransferase activity
Source: RefSeq, a predicted model, not a curated record
AAAUUGCCAACUUAAAACACCAGAAUUCUCCUCCUCCCUCCUCCCUCCUUCAGCAGGUAGUCAAAUACCCUUUUGUCCCAAGCCAUCUGCAAGACCCCAAGUAACACCCUUCUCAGCAUACCUCUCAUUCAAUCUCAAUUUUCUUUUCAUCUCUUAAACCCCAUGAAAAACAGUGAACUGGAUGAGCUGGACGAACAGGUGGAAAAGCUGGAUGAACAAGUGAAGGAGUUCAAUGAUGCCAUUUUGCGUGGGGAUGAUGAUAGCGACUCAGACAUAGAAGGCCAUAAAUUGAUGGUUGGCUUAUUUAGCUCAUGGGCUAAGUCUCACAGAGCCAAAUGUGAAAUGCUGACGAACAAGAAUAAGAAGAAGAAGAGGAAGAGAAGGGAGGAACGACCCAUGACCCACCCGAGAAACAAAUACUCCGAGAACCCACCCGACUUCGCUCACUUGGCUUCUCUCUACCCCUCUUUCAAGCCCUUCGUCUUCUUUUCCCGAGAUGGUCGACCCAGAAUCGACUGGACCGACUUCAACGCCACCCGGGAACUCACCCGGGUCCUGCUCCUCCACGACCACCACCUCAAUUGGUGGAUUCCUGAUGGGCAGCUAUGCCCUACAGUGCCCAAUAGAUCGAAUUACAUUCAUUGGAUUGAAGAUCUUCUCUCGUCUGACAUCAUUGUGAAGACUACAAGCAAUGGUGGUGAUAAAGUGAGGGGCUUUGAUAUCGGAACUGGAGCAAACUGCAUAUAUCCACUUCUUGGUGCAUCUCUUCUGGGGUGGAGUUUUGUUGGGUCAGAUGUGACUGAUGUAGCACUCGAGUGGGCAGAGAAAAAUGUUAGAGAUAAUCCACAUAUCUCGGAACUAAUUGAAAUUAGAAAGGUUGAAAAUGGCAAAGAGACCCUUCCACUGGAAGGAUCACACAAAGAGAUGUUGGUUAGUACUUCAAGCAAAAUAGAUUUGACUGAAAAUAUGGGAAGGGAAACAGCUCUUUCACCUUCCUCUUCAUCCAAUUCCUCCAAUCUGAAUCAUAAUGCAAAUAAGAGGUAUUGUGGGCCACCUAUUCUUCUUGGUGUGGUUAGGGAGGGUGAGGAGUUUGACUUCUGCAUGUGUAACCCUCCAUUUUUUGAGACCAUGGAGGAAGCAGGACUAAAUCCAAAAACUUCAUGUGGUGGGACCCCAAUGGAGAUGAUUUGUCCUGGUGGAGAAAAGGCUUUCAUCACUCGCAUUAUUGAAGAUAGUGUCACGUUGAAGCAUACUUUUCGGUGGUACACAUCAAUGGUUGGGAGGAAAUUCAACCUCAAAAUCCUAACAUCAAAGCUUUGGGAAGUUGGAGCUACUGUGGUAAAGACAACUGAAUUUGUUCAAGGCCAAACAUGUCGAUGGGGGCUGGCCUGGUCCUUUUUGUCCCCUGCCAAGAAGAUUGCAUCAUCUCAUGUGGCUGUGAAGAACAACCUCUCUUUCAUGCUUGAGGGCCUCGACCGAAAAUUCAGUGCCAUAAAUGUAUUGCAAUCAGUCGAAUCCUUUUUCUGCAGUAGUGGUGCAUUGUGUAACCUGAACACAUCCUCAUUUACAGUUGAUGUGACUACAACAAAAGAUCACUUAGACGCAGUCUUGAAAAGUGAGUCACAACAUUGUGGUAGAGUUGCUAGUUGUGAAGAUGUGCAAGAGGCGACUAUAAGCUCAAGCUGUUUGAACUUGCCUCCCAAUAACCUAAGUUUCCGUGUUUCGGUUUUUCAGCAAAUCCCAGGCACACUUCUGGUGAAAGGCUCUCUACAGCAGAGAGAGAGUCAAGUUUCAGGAUCAUUCUCAUCGAUAUUCCAACGCUUGGAGGAAGAUCUGAAACAGAAAUUCUGUAGAAGGAAGUAGACUGUAGUAGACGUUUCCUUGUCUAAUAUAAUUCCAGCAAUAUAACAGAAAUUCUUUCA